Messenger RNA from Spodoptera frugiperda (fall armyworm), 820 nucleotides. Its product is annotated as cuticle protein 7-like. The record is from RefSeq and is a predicted model, not a curated record. Gene Ontology annotation, cellular component: extracellular matrix. Lineage: Eukaryota; Metazoa; Arthropoda; Insecta; Lepidoptera; Noctuidae. Bases 49 to 765 code for a protein of 238 amino acids. The transcript is spliced from 3 exons.
AUUUUAGUUGAAAUAUAUCACUCAUUGUUUGAUCGCAAGUGAAACAAUAUGUUCUCCAAAAUCGUAGCUCUCUGUGGAUUGGUGGCGGUGUGCCAGGCUGGUCUCCUGCCCGCCCCCGUGCACUACUCGUCUGCUGCCGCCGUCUCCUCCCAGAACAUCGUGCGCCACGACCAGCCCGCCCAGCAGGUCGCCUACCACGCUGCUCCCGCUGUCGCCUACCACGCCGCCCCCGUUGCCGUCGCCUACAAGGCCGCUCCUGCUCACUACUCUUCAGCUGCUGCCGUCUCUUCCCAAAACAUCGUGCGUCAUGACCAGCCAGCCCAACGCGUAGCCGUCGCUGCCCCAGCUGUGGCCUACCACGCCGCCCCUGCCGUCGCCUACCACGCCGCCCCCGCUGUGGCCUACCACGCCGCCCCCGCUGUGGCCUACCACGCUGCUCCCGCCCCUGUUGCCUACCACGCCGCCCCCGUCGUAGCCCGCGCUGAAGAGUUCGACGCUCACCCCAAAUACGAGUACAACUACUCCGUAGCUGACAGCCACACCGGUGACAACAAGUCCCAGCAGGAGUCCCGCGACGGUGAUGUCGUGAAGGGCUCGUACUCCUUCCACGAAGCCGACGGCUCCGUCAGGACUGUGGAGUACUCCGCCGACGACCACAGCGGCUUCAACGCCGUGGUACACAACACCGCCCCCACUGCCGCUCCCGUGCUCGUCAAGGCCGCUCCCGCCUACGUUGCUGCGCCCGCUCACUACUACCACCAUUAAACAAAAGAAAAACUCUCAUUAUUUAUUGAUGUAAUAAAUUAAGUGUGAUAAUUGA